This is a messenger RNA of Platichthys flesus (European flounder), 2684 nucleotides long. RefSeq lists its product as uncharacterized. The transcript has 2 exons. The record is from RefSeq and is a predicted model, not a curated record. The coding region runs from base 232 to 837 and encodes 201 amino acids. NCBI's taxonomy places the organism in Eukaryota, Metazoa, Chordata, Actinopteri, Pleuronectiformes, Pleuronectidae.
UUGUUCAGGGGAAGAGAAACUUGUUGCGCACUUUUGAACAAGCCUUCAAUAUAUUCAGUUGCUGGGUGUGCGUCUGCACUCUGAGCUUUUAUGAAUCUCCCCCUGGCUGCAAAGGACUAUACUUAUGAUUCUCAAGUCGUGCAGGCAAGAAAUUGAUUCCAGAUUACGGAAAAACAACUGAUCCACGAGAGGACAACAGGAUUUGGGCCUGCAGCUCAGCAUUGACAAAAAAUGUCAAAAUAUGUAAUUUUGUGGAUGUGUGUUGGUGUACUGUCCACACUUUUGCCGGCUGUGGGGGCCGUUGAAUGUUCGAAUGAGAUGGAAACACAACUGAGACUGAGACCAAGCCUGAGCUCCAGAGCCGGGCCACAGCUGACCAACUGCUUACUGGAGUGCACCCGGAUGACAUACUACAAUAAACUGCAAAUUCAGGACAAUAACAACAUACGGCUUAAAGACUCCACAGAAGGAGACCUCGGGGAAUACUGCUGGUCUAAGGAGCUCAAGUGUACCCUGGGGGAGAGCUUUCUGCGUGCCUAUGUGGUGUUGCCCAUGGAUAUAUCUGCUGCUGGACACGAGCAGUUGGAAGUGAUAGCCAGUGCCCCCGUUGCCACCAAACUGCACAUACACGCCAGCCCCACCACAGUCCCAGAGAGCUGCGGCCUGCGUUACGAUGUCACAGAGCACUUCGGCACAGGGGAGUCAGAGACGUCAUUCUGCGUCAAGCUCAGCACCCAGGAAGACAUCCUGGGGGACAGCGUUCUCAGAUGUCCCCCCUAUCUGGUCACCUUCUGGAAGAGAGGUCCAAACCAGUCCAACCAACAAGGUGAUGGAUAAAACAUCAGCGAUGGAAUAAGUUCUCAGAACUUUUACCUUGGAAAAAAAGCACUACUGCAUUAAAUUGUUACUUUAGUACACGUAUGUAAGUACACGUAUGUAAGUACACGUAUGUAAGUACAAUCUAUAGCCCAAAAGUAUCUUGUUAUACUUCGAUAUGAUGUAUUUUUUUUCUAAAUCUUAUUAAUGAAUUUAGGUCUAAGCAGCUUUUUACAGUUGUAGUUUGUUGAGGUUAAGUUGAUUUAUAAUAAUUGGAUAUAAGGUUGCAACUAAUAAUGAUAGUUAUUAUGUAUUAAUCUCCUUGUUUUUUUCCUAAUGGAUUAAUUGUCUUUUCCAAGUUAGAAAACAUCACAAAUAGCACAAUACCAUUUUCCAAAUCUAAAUUAUCAAACAUAAAAGCAAAUUCUCACAUCUGCGAUUGUGACAAAACUGUCAUUACAGAAUGAAAAUGACACAAAAAAUAAUUGGCAAUUAAUUUUCUGCCAAACACCUAAACAAAUUUUACAUAAUGUCAUAAAAAGCUAUGCUUAUAUGCAAAACUCUGCAUUUGUUAAAAAUCUAUAGUUAUUAAAAACAAUCAAAACAAAACACCUUAUCAAUAUCACAACAUAAAGUAUUAUUACGUCGAAAUACAGUAUUUAAUUACAAAUACUUCAAAUUUGUACUUCAGCACAGUGCUUGAGUAAAAGAGAUUAUGGUUACAUUCCACAGCUGUUAUUGCAAGGUUAACUGAACACUGGCUGGUGGUGGGGGUUUAUUCAACAUGGUUUAUAUAAGCUAUUAACUUUAUAAGAACUGCAUCUGAAUAUGUUAAAGUUCGACUUAUAUUAUAACCACAACCAACGACACAGACAGUUAUUGGUAAAUCGAUGCAGGAUCAGAAUGUAAUUUAUUGAGAUGCUACUAAGAUAUUGAUAAUGGGCCCUCUGGAGGUUUGUUUUUGUAUAGGUUCAAUUUGAACUUUUCCUCUUUAUAUUGUUCUGUGUGACGGAUUUUGUUGACAAAGGAUGUUUUUGUUAUAUUUACUUUAUGUACGUGAUGCAGUAAUAUAUCAUUUUGCUUCUUUUAUUUUAUGGUCAACAUUAACUUUCUUUGGAUGUGGUUUUCUAAGACAGAUGUUUUGGACGCCGAGUAAAUGAUGUUUCCUUUAUGUGAUGUUAAAAGAAUGUUCUGGUUUUAAAAGUCCUUUUUUGAUCACAGAAAGUAGAUUUAUAUCACUUUGCAUGAAUCUAUGUUACAGACGAAUAGAUGUUCACCAGAAAAGCUGCAAGGAAUGGUUAGUGUUUUGUUAGAUGAAUUCACUGGCAAUAAGAGUCAUGCAAAAGGUCCCUGUUACAUGAAGAAUGUAAGUAUGAGAUGUUAAUUGUUGUAGGUGUGCAUGUAAACUUUAUUUUCCUUUUACACUACCUGUUUAUUGUGUGUCAGUGUUAUAAUUAUUAAAAAAUUACAUUACAACCAAUGCAUACCUGAUUCCUUUUACAAUUAACUGCAAAACAAAUUAACAAAUACUUUUUGACAAAUUGUGUGGGAAUCUUCUGAGAUACAAAGUAUUAUUAUAUUUGGAAUACUAAUAGUGCAAACUAUCUGUGUGUAUCAUGUGUUUGUCUGAUUACUGUUCACCUGUAUAUUAGCCUGUGUCACUGUGUGUUUGCCUGGUUGUGAUAUUAUGUGAAGUCUCAAUCAUCCUGCCACUGAUCGUGUGCUCAAAAUGGAAACAUGAAACAAGAAAGCAUGGAGUACCACCUACUGGCUUUUAAUUAUUUCAUUUUUCAUGACAUUAUAAGGUAAACUUUGUUUGACUAUUCAACAAAAUGUUUGUGAAUAAAGGGAGCACCUCUUUCACAUUU